Messenger RNA from Thlaspi arvense, 954 nucleotides. Lineage: Eukaryota; Viridiplantae; Streptophyta; Magnoliopsida; Brassicales; Brassicaceae. The record is from the annotation of a GenBank genome assembly.
AUGGGUUUAUCUUCGUUCUUGAAUGUUCUAAAGGAGGUUGCGAGUAUCUUAAACGAAUCCCGAAAACUCUCUCUCAAGAACAAGAAGUUGAUGUUCUCAGUGUUGCUACUUCCUUUCUUGCUCAAUGUUUUAGUUUACUUGUUCAACGUCUUCGUCAUCACACCCGAGAUAACAAACUUGAUCCUUGAAUCAAGUCUGUUACCCACAGACCCAAACAGCCCGGACUUCAUAGCCCAUCUUAUGAGAUUACUUGAAGAUUUUCGCCAGUUUGUCGUUUCUUCAUUCCUUUUAUCCACUUCCUCUUUCAUCAUCAACCUCGUAUCCGUUAUAGUCGUAGUACACGCAUCAGCUCUUGCUCAUAAAGAUGAAAACAUCAAGAUCAAAGAUUUUCUUGUUCUAAGCCUUAAAUCUUGGAAAGGACCUCUUGUGACCAAUUUCUACAUUUUCCUCUUCGGUCUUGGAUGUUAUUUCCUCUUCUUUAUAAUCUUUUUUCCGAUUCUUUUGUUCUCUUCUACAAGAAUAUCUAGUUUGUAUUUCUUGGUAGCCAAGACUGGCGCUUUGUUGAUUCUAUUCGCAGUGUUUGAGUUAUAUUUAGCUAUCGUUUGGAACCUAUCUUUGGUCAUAUCGACACUCGAGGAAACUUAUGGGGUCCAAGCUUUGGGGAAAGCGGCAAAGAUUGUUAAAGGGAUGAAACCGAAACUGUUCCUCGUGAAUCUUUUCUUGGGUUUGUUGUGCUUCGGUUUAGCUGGAAUCGCGAAGCUGGUUGGUUCGACAAGUUCGUUCGUGCUUACCUUAACCACCGGUUUGGUCCUUGUGAGCUUGACCUUCGCAGUGAGGAUGUUUCUGUUUGUGACUUACACCAUUGCAUAUUUCCAAUGUAAGAGCCUCCAAGGCAAAGACGUUGAGUCGCUCAUGGAUGUGGAGUAUGCGAGAUUACUGUCCACUACGCAUUAG